AUGCUUUCACGAUUCCGCAACAUUCGCUCUUCGUCAUCGACCAAAAACACCUUCUCACAGAACAUAUUCAAUCAUCUUAACCUUACAAGACCACGAAGACACAUGGAUUGGCUAAAUCUUCCUGCUCAAUACGAAGAGUCUGGCAUGACCCUCGAUAUUGUGUCUACUGGAAAUUUAUCAUUUACGGGAGACGAUUUCGAUAGUCUUGAGGAUAUAGUAGAUAUUGAACCGGAGGCAGUCCCAUUACUUUCAACUGAAGAACUUCGGAAGAAUCCCAAUUUGGAUAGGCAGAAGCGAUUUGCUCUUCUAGGCAGUGCAGAUGGCACGAUGAAGUUCAUUGUGGUGGAGAUUAGGAAGAACUACCACGAUCGAACCAGAGCCAUCAAGGAUAUGCUGCCACCAGUCGACGCUGCGACAUUAGACUUUGAACAAUGCGGUAUCUGUAUUGAGUCAUACGCUGAGGCUACCAUUCCCCUUGAGCCCAAUCAUGAGCCUUCAAAGAUGCCAAAAUGUGGACACGUAUUUGGCCGAGAUUGUAUCGUUGAAUGGUUGAAGAAGCAUGAUACAUGCCCCAUGUGUCGGGAUGAAUUGACGCUUCCAGUUGCGUAUAGACUACGGGUGAAGACGAAUCAGAAUCGGGAACAAGCUAGAUCCAAUGCUUGA
Molecule: messenger RNA, 663 nt
Organism: Botrytis fragariae
Lineage: Eukaryota; Fungi; Ascomycota; Leotiomycetes; Helotiales; Sclerotiniaceae
Exons: 1
Coding region: 1-663 (220 amino acids)
Biological process (GO): protein ubiquitination
Cellular component (GO): cytoplasm
Molecular function (GO): ubiquitin protein ligase activity; zinc ion binding
Source: RefSeq, a predicted model, not a curated record